AUGGCGCUCCCUCAUGUCAUCCUGCUGGCGGGAGUCCUGGUAGAAGUCGCUGGCACAUCCACAGAAAGUAUGGUCCAGCAGCCCGAAUGUUGUGUGGAGGUGGCAGAUGUCAACGCAACCUGCCCAGGGACAGGGCUGUGUGGUCCAGGUUGCUACCGGCACAGGGCCGAGGACGGGAGUGUCAGCUGCCUCCAGUGCCACAACACCACUUUCCCUGCCACCGCCACCAAUGGCUCCGAGUGCAGAAGCCCCUCCAGCCAAGGUAGACCUUCCCCUGUAAACAGGAGCACAGGGCCCCCUGGGCCACCAGGCUCUGGGGGCCCCCAGGUGGUUGCCUCGCUCUUUCUGGGGACACUCUUCAUCAGCUCCGGCCUCAUCCUCUCUGUGGCCAUGUUCUUCUACCUCAAGCGCACCAGUAAGCUCCCUGACAUCUGCUACAGAAGGAACAAAGCCCCAGCCCUGCAGCCCAGCGAAACCGCUGCCAUGAUCCUCCCGCCACAGUCCUCAGUGCGGAAGCCACGUUACGUGAGGCGUGAACGGCCCUCUGACAGGCCCUCGGAGGCCACAGUCAUCUCAUCAGUGGAAGCCCGAGUCAGCAGCGUCUGA
Messenger RNA from Elephantulus edwardii (Cape elephant shrew), 606 nucleotides. It is a transcript of the gene CUNH1orf159, whose product is annotated as chromosome unknown open reading frame, human C1orf159. Lineage: Eukaryota; Metazoa; Chordata; Mammalia; Macroscelidea; Macroscelididae. Bases 1 to 606 code for a protein of 201 amino acids. The transcript has 8 exons. The record is from RefSeq and is a predicted model, not a curated record.